Cinara cedri is the source of this 4105-nucleotide messenger RNA. The record is from the annotation of a GenBank genome assembly. Lineage: Eukaryota; Metazoa; Arthropoda; Insecta; Hemiptera; Aphididae.
AUGGAAACUGCUAGCUUUAAAACCGGUGGUUCUCCUCAUAAAGAUUAUAGCAAUGAAAAAACCAAUAACCAUGAUGAAAAGAUGAAAAUAUUCAAUUGUAUCAUCUGCUUUAAUGAGGCCAAGUAACCAGUUGUCAGUUUUUGUGGCCAUUUAUUUUGGUUAGUAUCAUUGGUACAUAAUUGGUACACAAUUGUAAUAACAAUAUUAGGUAUAACUUGAUAGUAAACACUAAAUAUUUAUUAAAUUAGAUACUACCCAUAAUUAAGGAAAUAGAUCCAAUUUAUGUGACAUCAGUAUUCUACAAUUUUUCUUGAUACAUUCAUUUUAAACAUUUUUGUUGGCCAGUGGCUAAUUGGGCAACUGGAAAAUCAGGAGUUUUCUCAGUCUGGCGCUUUUUCAAAUAAUUACAUUAUAAAGUAUUUUGUGUCUAAAAGUUAUGCUGAAAUUUUUUUAAUUAAAUUAAUAAGUAGUUAUGUUUUAAUUAUUAUUUUUUUUUUUAAUUUAAAAUGUCAUUAAAAUAUACAUUUAGUGAAAUGUAGGUAGUUUAUAUAUAUAUAUAUAUAUAUAGAAAUAGUUUAUUUUAAUUUUAAUGGAUUAUUUAAAAUUAGUUAUUAUUAGACCUAGGUAUGUUAAGAAGUAUAUAUAUAAUUUUUUCACAUCUUCGAAAACAAUGUGAGCGUUUAAUAUCAACUACUUAUUCUAAAUUUAUAUUUGAAAAUAACAUUGAAGUUAGUAUAAAGUUUUUUUUUGGAAAUAUAUUAAUUCUUUAAAGAAGAAUAUUUCAACUAUCCCUGAUAUUGUAUCUUACAACACCAAAUUCUAUCUUCAAGCAAUAAAAAAAAGUUCAGUUUUUUGCCAAUUAUUUUUCUAGUAUAUAUGUUGAACCUGUCAAUUCCCUCAUUUUUGUCAAUUAUUCUCAUUUUACAUGAAUGGUCGAUUAGUGAUUAGUGCUAUUCUAUGUGUUUUUAUAGGUCACAAUCACCAAUAAAAUGGGUUUAUUCUAUAAAUAAUAAUUAACUCUAAUAAGUUUUUCACACCAAAGAUCUUGGUAUUACUUUUUUAUAUAAUUUUAAUUUUAAUUAAUAUAUAAAUAGCACUAUUAGGAUAGCCCUAAAAGUUUUAUUCUUAUUCUAUUCGAUUUUUUCUUAAUGUCUCUGUGUAAAAUUUUAAACUCGCAUUGUGUUGUAGACCAGUGGUCUUCAACCUUUUUGGACUCAUGACCCACUUUUUUAGGCAUACAUUAUUCGCAACCCACAUAAGGUUUACAUAAAUAAAAACAUUUGUAGAAACACAAAAAAAAAAAUUUUAAAUUACUUAAUACUUUGUAGUAGUACUGUUUUAACUGAAUAAAUAAAAAUAAAAAAAACUUUUUAAUGGAUACGUAAAUAUGACUAGAAUAAUAACGCAACUAACACAGUGACAACAUCAACAAUGUUUGUAAAUUAUGGGACUCUUUAACGAUAAUAAUAUAAUAUAUUUAUUUUAUUACUAACCCUGUUUACUCAUAAAUUAUUAUAUUUAAUGUCAUACUAUGUAGAAUCAUACCAGUAUUUGAAACAUAUACUGUGAUUUGAAAUCCAUUAUACUAUUAUAUUACAUAAUAUUAUUUAUACAUAAUAUAUUAUAAUAAUUUUAAAAUAGUAUUUUCAUUUAUUAAUUUUCUAAGUUAAAUAAUUAUUUGUAUACCUUAUAUAAUUGUAUAAACUUAAUUUUUAUUUUAAUAAGAUAACUUAUCGCGACCCAAUUUUUAAGCUUACACAACCAAUUUUGCUUUCCAGAUAUUAGGUUAUUGUUAAUAAAAAUACUAACGAUUUUAAAAGAUAUAAAAAUUUUAAAAAUGUUAAAUUUUUUUCUUGUUAAGUUAGAGCUCGAAUUUAGUUCUUUGGUUUGGUCCCUUAACUAUGCGGCUUUUAUUAAUCUUUACUAGUCUAUCUAGGAAUUCUUAUCAUUUACAUUCUGCUCACCUAGGUAUUACAUAUUAUAGUCUCAGAAGAAAAGUUAUUGGUUUAAUGUUUUUAUUUGAUUUGUUUAAUUGAAAUGUAAGUUGCUCAGAGUUACUUUCAAUGGUUGGCUUUCACAUUAGUCAUAUCUGCUUCAGGGUUAAUAAAUUGUUUUGUUUUAUUUUUUACUAAUAACUAUAGGUCAGUAUCAUAUUUUCCUUGAAUUCUAAUGUUAGCAAAUAAAUUACCAUCUUGUGUUGACUUUUUUUUAUGCCUUAUAAAACAUCUUUAGCUUAAAUUUGUAUUUUGUAUUUGUUUAUAUAUUUAAAAUACACUAAUUCUUUACUAUUACAGGUUGAUGAUUAAAAAUUGUAUAAUAAAGAUUUAAUUUUCAGCAAGCCAUGCUUACAUAAACGGUUGAAAACAAUAUCAAGUCGUCAAGUAUUUCCAAUGUGUAAUGCUCACAUAAGCAAAGAUAAAGUUACACUAAUUGAUUUGCUUAAAACUACCAAACAAAAUCUAAGGUAUUUUUUAUAUUAAUUGUUUAAGAUACCAUAUUAUAAACUAUUAAACAUAUGAUUAAAAACUUUAUUUAAAACUAAUUAAUUAAUUAUAAAACAAAUAAUGCCUAUUGCUGCAUCUAACCAUGUUUUUGUAAAAAAAACUAUUUGAAUUUCCAAUUAGACCACCGGAUUACAUUUAUAUAAUCAGUGAAAAUUAAUUUAAAUUAAUCUUAACAUUUUUCCAGGAUAGGGGGAAGACAUAGAUGUUUACCAUUUCCCAUUCAAUCUCCAAUUUACUCUCGCUUAGUUCAUCACUAAAACAUUAGCUUGAAACCGCAAUAAAAUAUUUCAUGUUUGCCAUAAGCCAUGUUUUUCUUUUAAUAUUGACAAAAUUUAGGGGAAUUAUUCUCAACAGAUAUGGCAACACUUUAUGAAGUAGAAAAAAUAGAUUGUAACAGUUGAACUCUACAUGAUUUACAAAAAUUCUUGAAAAUAUUUCAAUUCAUAAAUUUUUAAUUAGUCAAAUAUGCAAAAAAAAAAAAAAUGAUUUUAUAUGAAUAUAUUUUUUUAACAUCAGAAUAUGCACUUAUAUGUAAAAUACAAUUUUGUGUUUAGAUUCUUUGUACUGUGACUGUUGACACAUAUUAUUCUCAUGGUUGUGCAAACGUGUUUUCUUUUAAAUAGAAAUCCGCACUCGUUAUAAUUUUUUUUUCACCUAUAUUAAAAUUUAUAACUUAAAACUUAUAGCUCAUUAAUAAAUAAUAAUGCGAUUCAAAACUAGUAUUUGUAUUCUAACUUAUAAAUUAUUUUUUAUUAGUCAUCUUGUAUAGGGUAAAAGAUGGUAUGUUCAUAAUGAAAUGUUUAAUUACACAUUUAAGUGAUAAGAUUUUAUUAUUGUAAUUAUUUGACGAACUUAUUGUAAAACAACUAGAAUAUAAUAAGCAUAUAAUAUUGGAUUUUUUUGGUGAUGUUAACUGGAAAAUAAGUAUCAUCCAAAUACAUUUAUUACUCAAUAAUAUACAUAUGUUUAGUAAUGUCUUUGAUUUUAACAAUUGAUAAAUAACCGCUGAUUUAUACAUUAGAUUUUGUUAUUAAAUAUAUAUGUAUUUUUUUUUUUUAGAAUCAAAAGAUUACCAAGACUAGCUGACCAUAGAAGACAACAUUUCCUUUUUGACUUAAUUGCUAAUUUAGCAUUCAGUUUUUUUUCAAUUUUCAAAAUAGCACUUGUGUAAAAAAAUAUUUAUUUAAACAUUUAAUUAAAUGACAUUUCGAUCACUAAAUCAUCAACUACAUGAUUUUCGACCAAACGACCCACACCUUUAUAAUUAAACUACACUAAUAAACAACUAAUAAAACUUUUUUUUUUUUACAUUUUGAUUAGCUAAGUCAUGUAAAGUAGGUUGAGUUAAAUAUAAUUUAUAUUAUAUUAUUAGGUAUAUCUGUUUUUGUUUAUAUAACAGACGCAAUACAGUACAACAGUCUCCAUUUUCAGGGAGAAUUUCUCCCUUCUUCAAUGAUAUCUAUAAUAGUGGGUUGCUACAGCACUUACCUACAGUAUAACAAAACAUAACCACUCUUAUCAAAUAUUGCUAACGGAACAUAACAUAACCUAACCUAUAUUGUUUUAAUAUUUUAAUGUUAAAUAAUUUAUCAAUAAAAAGG